GUAUGUGGGUAGACUCAUAUUUCUACAAUAGAGGGUAGAUUGCGCACCAUCUCUGUCGAUUGAUUAAAUGCAAUACCGAACGUACGUGUUUUAGUGCUCUCCUCAUAUCCUGGAUUCCCUGGGCCCUAGGCAGAUAUUUCUCAGUGGCGACGAGAACAAUUGGACACUAGUGCAUUUAAAAAGUGAAAAGUUAUUGAUAAACAGUGUACGACAUGCCUGUGGGAAAACUCGGACCGUUUGACCUUGUCAAUGACAAUUGGGAACUGUAUGUUGACCGUUUAGAACAAUAUUUCGUUGCAAACGAUGUUAAAAGUGAAGUGAAAGUGGCUACGCUAAUAACAGUGAUGGGCGGGGACGCUUAUGAACUAAUGGUGAAUCUGUGCACGCCCGCGAAACCCGCGACCAAAACUUACGACCAGCUGGUCGCGCUGAUGAAAGGCCAUUUAAAUCCAAAGCCGAGUUUGCUCGCAGAACGUUUUAAAUUCCGUCAGCGUGUGCAAAAGCGUGAUGAAAAUAUUGCCAACUUUGUAACGGAUCUUAAAAAAUUAAGUAAGGACUGCAGUUUCACCGGGGACAAUAGCUUGAAGGAGAACUUGAGGGAUCAGUUCGUGUGCGGGCUGUUGAACGACGACAUCAGACAGAAGCUGUUCACGGAGGACGACACGAUCACGUUCGACCGGGCGUACAAGCUCGCCGUGUCCAUGGAGGCGGCCGAGGUCAACGCGGCGCUAGUAGAAGACUGUGCUCGGAAUCGAACCAGCGACAGUAUACCAGCGAGCGCGACCACGUCGGUGCAUCAUGUGGGUCGGGCAGGCCGGGGCCGGGCGGCGGCGGACGGCGGUCGACCAGCGGCGGGAACAACGGCCCGCGGGAAGAUAACGAGCGGCGGCGGCGGUCUAAGCGCCAUGAGCGGAGCGGGUAGCGGAAAGAUGCGAGGCUUCGGUCAAAACAAUAACGCGGAUUUCAAUGGAGUGUGCAAGGUGUGCGGAGCAAAGCAUGAAGCCGACAGAUGUAAAUUCAAGAAGUAUGUCUGCCGAGUAUGUAACCAAGAAGGACAUUUAAAAAGGGUGUGUCCUAAGCUGCGGGGAAGUUCGUCCGUAUACAACGUGACGGAAGAGAAGGUUGUGUAUUUGGACCGUUCGGACAACAGCGACAGCGACGAGGUAAACAAUUUUUCAAUAGAUAGCAGCGAGUCGUCUGUGUGUGAACCAUACACCAUAGAUGUUAAUAUCGCGGGAAAGUGGUUAAAUAUGGAAAUAGACACAGGUAGUGGAAUUUCAUACUGUGAGGUGUUUGCGGAGGGCUUGGGCCGGUUCACCGGGGGCACGGUCGGGUUCCACCUGCGGCCGGACGCGCGGCCGGUGUUCCUGCGCGCGCGCCCCCUGGCGUACGCGCUGCGCGAGCCGGUGGAGCGCGCGCUCGAGCAGAUGGUGCGCGACGGCAUCAUUACGCCUGUCGCCACCUAG
Cydia splendana is the source of this 1466-nucleotide messenger RNA. RefSeq lists its product as uncharacterized. The coding region runs from base 213 to 1466 and encodes 417 amino acids. Gene Ontology annotation, molecular function: nucleic acid binding; zinc ion binding. The transcript has 2 exons. The record is from RefSeq and is a predicted model, not a curated record. NCBI's taxonomy places the organism in Eukaryota, Metazoa, Arthropoda, Insecta, Lepidoptera, Tortricidae.